CAACGUCAGAACAAAAGCCGUGUUGUGUUGGCACUGUUUCUCAGUUUCUCAUUCUCUCUCUUUCUCCCCAAAACCUUAUCACCUCUCUCUCUUCCCCAACCGCCCCACAGCCACCCCCCCUCUCUGUGUCAUGACAUGUUCAAUGAGUUCUUCUUCUUCGCUUUUCUUCUUGGGGUUAGGAUAUGCAUGAAAGCUUAAUGAAGAAGGAGAGACAAGAAGACUGGUGGAUGAAGUUUGGUGCCACCAAAAACAAUAUUUCGCACCUCCAAUAGUGUGUGUGUGUGUGCUUUUUUUUUUUGUGUAGAUUUCUUCCUUUUGGGUUUUAAUGGUUUUUGGGUCUAUGGAGAGAUUUUGGGCUGACAGGGGAAGAGAAGAGUUGGAAGAUAUUGAAGCAUUAAAAUUCUGAAGAAAGCUAGUGGGGGGCUGGAGAAUUAAAUAGAGGGAAGGGAAUUGAUGGGAGCGUGAAGGUGUUGUCCCUUUUAACAAAAGCUCAAACCCAAAUGCUCAAAAUCAAUUCAUGAUCAAGCUUUCCUUUCUGGGUUAUAUCUCCAUUCACCUUUAUUCAUCCCUUUCCAAAAACUAGGGUUUUUGUUCACCUCUCUCCCUCAUCAGAUCUGUCACAAUAUAUAUUAACUACAUUGGGAGGCAAGAAGAGAAAAGUGAGAGUGCAUGACUAUGAGUCUUCAACCUUCUUUCCAUCCACUGGCUAUAUCAUGAACUUGUGAGAAGCAUAGUUUGUUUUAAGAGACGAGAGAAGAUGAUGAUGAACAAUGGUGUUUUGUCCAAUCUGAUGAGCAGCAAUAGCUGUGAGGUGAGUGCUUCUUCUUCUUCGAAUGGUUCGAGAAGUAAUAAUAACAGUAAUAGUAAUAAUAAAGAUAAUAGUAAUGUUGAGAGUGGCACAAGGAGUCAUCAGCCAUUUGCUUCAGCAACUCAAGCUCUUGCCCCUCCCAAGAAGAGAGGUCACCCAGAUCCAGAUGCAGAAGUCAUUGCCUUGUCCCCGAAAUCUCUGUUGGCAACAAACCGAUUCAUAUGCGAGAUCUGUAGCAAAGGGUUUCAGCGAGACCAGAACCUUCAGCUCCACAGAAGAGGCCACAACCUCCCUUGGAAGCUAAAGCAGAGGUCGAGCAAAGACGUGGUCAAGAAGAAGGUAUAUGUUUGCCCCGAACCAACAUGCAUCCACCAUGACCUGUCGAGAGCACUCGGAGACCUCACCGGCAUCAAGAAGCAUUUUUGCCGGAAGCAUGGGGAGAAGAAGUGGAAGUGCGAGAAAUGCACAAAGCGUUACGCGGUCCAUUCAGACUGGAAAGCUCACUCCAAAAUAUGUGGCACAAGAGAGUACAGAUGUGAUUGUGGUACUCUUUUCUCAAGAAGGGACAGUUUCAUCACGCACCGAGCUUUCUGCGAUGCCCUAGCCCAGGAAAAUUCAUCAAGCUCGACCUUGUUUUCGCCGAAAAAUCUGCUGAGUUCCCCCAUAAAUAGCCUCCAGCAUCUCUCUACUCCUUAUAAUCUCCAUCCCCAUGCCUUCUCCAUAAAAACAGAACCAGAAAACCUCCAUCACCAUCUCUUCAAUCCCACACAACAAGAACUUCUUCUUCCCUCUACGAGCAUUUUCGACCCAUCUUUGAUCAGCCAAACCAACCCUAACCCUACACUGUUCCAGUCAAGUGUCACUGCCAGCAGUGCACCUCCUCACAUGUCGGCCACUGCACUGCUCCAGAGAGCAGAUCAGAUGGGAGUGACUAUGAGAAAGCCCUCAGCUAUCUCCCCUAGCCCGUUAAUGCCACCACGGCAUGCUAGUUCUGGUGAUCAUCAUGAUGUGUCCGAAAGUACAACUACUGUAGCUGGCUCUACCGGCAUGGUUUCAUCUUCAUGUGGAGAAGAUCGUUUCAUGGCAGGCCCUGGUGGGUCAUUUUUCCCUCUUUUGGGGCUGGAAACUUUUUGGAAUGAAGCCGCGGCCCUAGCCUCUACUACUGCUACUGCUGCUAAUAACACUGUUAUUUCUCUUGCUGCUGCUGAUGAAGUAAGGCUUCCUCAUUGGGGCAUGGAUCAAGGCACAAAAGAUUCUGGAGUCCCAUCCACGCCACAUAAUCGUCAUCUCGAUCACAACCAGAUCAUGGUGAUGAUGAAUGCUAGAAACACCGUGCCGUCUUCCAAGGCUAGGCUGCCUGGGUCCUACUUGAGCUCGUCAUUCAAUAAUAACGAGUCCAUCAUGAUGCGUGGGAUUAUGAACACAUUGGAAGAAGAUAAUCACUUUAACAGCGAUCUCAUGGAGAAAGAGAUGGAAAGCCAUUCACUAAUUAGGAGGAGUGAUCAAGGCAUGACUAGAGAUUUCUUGGGGCUCAGGGCAUUCUCAUCGGUACCCGGGGAUCUGGUCAAGGUUCCUCGUUUCGACCCCAUGAAUUCUUCUUCCUCCUCCUCAUCCAAUUACAAUUACAGUAAUAAUAAGUACGGACAGCAGAAUAAGGACCAAUAUCAAUCGCUGUGGCAGAAUAAUUAGCGAUCCACAACUUUGUUAUAUGUAUAAAAAUUUUGAUGCAUAAGCAGACCAGAAAUUAAAUAUAUAUCCUUUUAUAUUUCAGAAUAAGGAAGAUUUGAAAGGAAUCUCCAGUUUUCGGUGUCUCCCGAGGGCCGAGAGUUGCCUUCUUA
Messenger RNA from Punica granatum (pomegranate), 2646 nucleotides. The record is from RefSeq and is a predicted model, not a curated record. Lineage: Eukaryota; Viridiplantae; Streptophyta; Magnoliopsida; Myrtales; Lythraceae.